Messenger RNA from Coniosporium apollinis CBS 100218, 4113 nucleotides. RefSeq lists its product as uncharacterized. Gene Ontology annotation, cellular component: membrane. The record is from RefSeq and is a predicted model, not a curated record. NCBI's taxonomy places the organism in Eukaryota, Fungi, Ascomycota, Dothideomycetes. Gene Ontology annotation, molecular function: potassium:chloride symporter activity. The transcript is spliced from 4 exons. Gene Ontology annotation, biological process: potassium ion homeostasis; chloride ion homeostasis; potassium ion import across plasma membrane. The coding region runs from base 1 to 4113 and encodes 1370 amino acids.
AUGUUGGAGGUCGGGGAUCAAGCGACUCGGCGGCGGAUGCCCCUAAGGAGCCACUCAAACUUCCUCGCCCGGACCGCAACAGACGAUGCCUCUCAAUUGGAGAGGAGAUACUCUAAAGCUACGCCGUCUUCUCCGCAGGAUGAGGACCCUCUAUCAAACACAGCUCCCCAAGCUGAAUCAGCUUCAAACACUUACCAGCCUGCUGAAGACGUCUCCAAAGGCCAAGCGCAGAAUGGCACUUUCAUGGGAAGCCUUUUCUCAUCGAGCCGCGAUGGGCGACGGCGCUCGCGGUCCUCCAGGAGCAGAUCAGUCGGGCGACGGAAAUCCCAACAUCAUUCGACGCUUGGCGAUUACUCUCUUACUUCCCAAAUGAAGGACGCGGCGGACCAUCACCAGGGCACUGAUGCUAAGCCCAGACCCACUGGCUCCUUUCCUCGCCCAGUUGGCGGGUCAGCCAAGUUAGGGACCUUCGCAGGCGUGUUUGUGCCUACAACCCUUAACGUAUUGAGCAUCCUGAUGUUUCUACGCUUUGGGUUUAUCUUGGGACAGAGCGGAGUAUUAGGAAUGAUGGGUAUGCUCAUCGCUUGCUACGCCAUUAACCUGGUGACGACAAUGUCAAUCUCGGCAAUUGCCACAAACGGCACAGUCCGUGGUGGCGGCGCCUACUACCUGAUAUCACGCAGUUUGGGCCCCGAGUUUGGCGGGUCAAUAGGCAUCGUUUUCUAUCUGGGCUUCGUAUUCAACACUGGCAUGAACGCAGUUGGAUUGAUCGAUUGCUUGAUCGAAAACUUCGGAUCAAUCGACGGAAACUGGUCUCAGUGGUUGCCCGAAGGCCACUGGUGGCAGUACCUGUGGGCGACUAUCGUACUAAUUGCCUGCACGUUGAUCUGUCUCGCCGGCAGUGGAUUGUUCGCGAGAUGCAGCAACGGGCUUCUAGCGGUCCUUCUGGUAGCUACGCUCAGUAUACCGCUUUCGACUCUUAUCCAAAAGCCUUUUGAAGACAGGAGGCUCCGCAUAGAAUACACAGGCUUGAGCGCCGACACUUUUGUUAGCAAUCUCAUGCCUAGGUUUACCCAAGGAGCUGCUGGCAGCCAGCUCGACGGGAAAGAGAACUUUCAAGACCUCUUUGGCAUCCUUUUUCCCGCCACUGGCGGCAUCUUCGCAGGUGCCAGCAUGUCCGGAGAUCUCAAACAACCAAGCAAAGCCAUCCCCAAAGGAACACUCUACGGCCUGGUGCUGACUUUCGUUUCAUACACGCUGGUAAUCCUGGCCAUGGCUGCCUCGAUCACUCGUGCGUCCUUCUACCACAACACAAACGUCAUACAGAUUGUGAACGUCUCUGGCGUUGUUGUACUCCUAGGAGAAAUGGCGACGUCGCUCUUCUCGGUGUUGAUGGGCGUAAUCGGCUCAGCAAAACUGCUACAAGCACUUGCUCGAGACGACCUUAUCCCAGGCUUGUCACUCUUCGGUCAGGGAACUAGAAAUAAUGACGAGCCGACGUAUGCAAUCAUCAUAACCUACAUCCUUACGCAGGUCACCAUGCUCGCAAACAUCAACGAAAUUGCGUCCUUCGUCACCAUGAGUUACCUCAUGACUUUCCUGGUCACAAAUCUCGCUUGCUUCCUUCUCAAAAUCAGCUCAGCGCCUAACUUUAGGCCUUCUUUCCACUACUUCAAUUGGUGGACAGCCGCUAUCGGUACCGUUGUCAGCGGGGCGACUAUGUUUUUUGUCGAUGGCGUCUAUGCAUCCGCUUGCGUUGCGAUUCUGGUCUUGAUCUUCGUCAUCAUCCACUACACGACACCGCCCAAGCCGUGGGGUGAUGUCAGUCAGAGUCUCAUCUAUCAUCAAGUGCGGAAGUACCUUCUUCGCCUUCGGCAGGAGCACGUCAAGUUCUGGCGUCCGCAAAUCCUGCUCUUCAUCAACGACCCUCGCCACCAAUACAAGCUCAUCCAGUUCUGCAACUCUCUGAAAAAGGGGGCAUUGUUCGUUCUUGGGCAUGUGAUUGUCACGCCCGACUUUGGCAGUGCAGUGCCCGAAGCGCGGAGCCAGCAGGCCUCAUGGACGAAAUACAUCGACUUUUCAAAGAUCAAAGCGUUCGUCAACAUUGCGAUAUCACCAGCCGUCGAGUGGGGUGCCAGAAAUAUUGUGCUCAGUGCCGGAUUGGGCGGCAUGCGACCGAACAUUGUCAUGAUGGGAUUCUACAACCUUAACGAGCUACGAGAUUCUAGGCCUCUCGUCGAUGUUCCUCCCCAUCAACCGUCGCGACCGACAUCCGGGACACAUACUCCGCAUCCUGAUGGUAAAGAUACGAAGCGCCGGAAAAACGACGAAAGGAUGCAAGGCCAGCUGCCAACAGAUGCCAUGCGCAAAGAGCGUGCUAUUGGCGCGAAGAACUAUGUCACCAUACUCGAGGACCUGUUGUUGAAACUGCAGAUCAACGUAGCUAUAGCCAAAGGCUUUCAAGAUCUAGAGCUUCCAGCGGCAAAGCCGUCCAAGAUUCAGAAGACGCUUUCAAUGCUGCACCUGCAUAAGGAUGAUACUGAGGAAACUGCGAAGAAGUACAUCGACCUGUGGCCGAUUCAGAUGUCGGCGGAGAUCGCAGCAGCAGCCGAAGGCGGUCAGCCGAAGCGCAACGUCCUCACCACCAACUUCGACACCUAUACGCUUAUCCUGCAGCUUGGUUGCAUCCUUCACACCGUACCCUCGUAUCACAGAGCCUACAAGCUGCGAGUGAUAGUCUUCGUGGAGUAUGAGUCGGAUGUUGAGGAAGAACGACGCCGCGUUUCGACACUGCUCAGCAAUCUGAGAAUAGAAGCCAAAAUUAUUGUGCUCUGGCUCGCUUCCGGGGAUCUGAACAGCUAUGAGUUUAUCGUCAACGGAAAGACGAUAGACAGAGACCCUCAGGCCCAGCAAGAUGUGGAGGAGGCGCUGAGAGACGAAGAGUGGUGGCAAGAUGUGCAGCAGCUCCGCGGAAAGAAGCCACUAACUGCGAGCCAAGAGCUUGCAGACGUCGAGGGCCUGCUCGGUGCUGUGACCAAUUGGCCCAGCUCUUCAUUUCAACACGGUAGACGAGAGUCCAACGUAAAGAGGUUUGCAGGACUGAAGAAGAUGCUCAAGAAGACAAAGCGGCGAGCUUCUAUUAGCGAUAUCAGCCAAAUGGGCGUAAGCCUCGGCAUGACCACAUCCAGACUGCAUCCUGCUCUCGUCCAUGGUGAGGACAGCGAUAGCGAAACUUCCACUUCCGGCACUGGAAGCGAGUAUGGCUCAACUCCGCAGUCUGACGACGAAGACUCGGCAGCGAGCGAAAACGACAUCGAGGACUACAAGGAUGAUGAAUCAGACAACAUGAGACCUGAAGCCCCGAAGAGGAGAUCUUUCAGCCUCGGGGAGACCAUGCGGCUCCCCUUCUUCUUCAAGAAACCCGACCUCCAACGCCGCGGCGACAGCAGCACGGACGUAUCACCAUCCCGCCCCAACCCAGUUCAACCGCAUCUCGCAGCCGCAUCCUCAGAACCCACUUUACCGCCGCCAGAACCUACAGCCGAGUUACCGGAAACCUCCAAAGACGACACCGAAGCCCCCUUCCAGGCCUCCUCGCGGCCCACCCCCCUCUCCCGGCCCCCAACAAUGCGCCGCCAAUCCCACGCAAAAUUCACCUCCAAGCCCGUGCCACGCACAACCGUGGCCAGCGAAGACGGGCCCGGCCCCUCAAUAAUGUUCACCGACACGCCCUCGCCCGCCGACCACUCCAGCCGCCCGCACCAAUCCAUCUACGACCGGACCUCCUUCUUCGAGCCGGACGACAUACCCCCACCCACAGACAACGAGCAGCAAGCGCAGGCCGCCCUCGGCUUCCCGCACGCCUCGAGCGUCGCGCUCAGCUUCAACGACCUGCCGUGCCGGGCGCAGCAUCUGAUUCUGAACGAGCUGAUGAGGGGCCAGAGCGGGGAUACGGCGGUGAUCUUUACGACGCUGCCGAGUCCGGUGGAGGGGACGUGCGAGAGCGAGAGCGAUAGUGUCAGGUAUCUUAGUGAUUUGGAGGUGCUGUGUGAGGGGCUGCCGCCAGUGUUGUUGGUGCAUAGUAAUAGUAUGACUGUUACUAUGAAUUUGUAG